GGUCUCAGUGACGCAGCCAGCAGGAGCAGUCGCAAGCUCGGAGAGCACGCGCAGCUUCCUGGAUGUAAGCAGGCAAGCAGGCGACCGAGUACAGGUUCGGUCGCGCGCUUGGGCCUGAGGGGCGCGCGCAGGGGGUCGGAGCGUGUUUUGGCAGCCUGGCAGGUGCGCUGCGGUGACCUGCGGGCUGACAGCUGCUUUCAUCGAUGAGUGGAGGCCGCAGGAACCACAGCGCGGCGGCUGCAGCCAGGUCUUCACGGUACAGCUCCACAGAGAGGAUAAUGGAAACUCCGCAUCUUCCGCCGAGAGCCUAGACGGAGCCGGAUUCCUCUGUUUUUGCUGCCCCGCCCCACCAUGGCCGGCAGAAGCCCCCCACAGCACCGGGACGUCCAGGAGCUGGUGACGAAUGAGGGUGGAGCCGGCCCCCAGAGUGGCGCCGAGGUUUUCUGCAAGCUGUGCUUGAGCCAGCGUCCAGCUGCUGCAGCCAAGGAGCUGCAGAGCUGCAAGUGCACGUUCUGCGGCACGUGUUUGCAGCAGUAUGUUGAGUUGGCGAUAAAGGAGGGUGGGGGAACCCCCAUCACCUGCCCGGAUAUGGCCUGCCAGAAGAGCGGCGUGCUGCUGGACUCGGAGGUCGCCAGUUUGGCUGCGGCCGAUCAGGUGAGCCUUUACCAGCGGCUGAAGUUUGAGAGAGGAGUGAAGCUGGACCCCAGCAAAGCCUGGUGCCCGGUGCUGGAGUGUCAGGCGGUGUGCAGCGUGCCGCCCAGCUCAGAGGGUCGACCUGCCGCCGCGCCCUGCCCGGCCUGCCGCGCGGUGUUCUGCUCCGGCUGCAGAGAGCUGUGGCGGGACGGCCACGUGUGCCCGGAGCUGCAGCCCAUGAUCGUGGCCUCCCCGUCAGAUGAAAGCAGGGACUCGGAUGCUUCCAUCAAGCAGUGCCCCAUGUGCGGCGUCUACAUCGAGAGGAACCAAGGCUGCGCACAGAUGCUGUGCAAAAGCUGCAAGCACACGUUCUGUUGGUACUGUCUGCAGAACCUGGAUGGCGACAUCUUCCUGAGACACUACGAUAAAGGGCCGUGCAGAAACAAGCUGGGCCACUCCAGGGCUUCUGUGAUGUGGAACCGAACGCAGGUGGUGGGCAUCCUGGUGGGAGUCAGCAUCGUUGUGUUGGUGACCUCCCCGCUCCUGCUGAUGGCCUCCCCCUGCAUCCUGUGCUGCGUGUGCAAGCCCUGUAGCAGGAAAAAGAAGAGGAAGAAGGACGGCGACUCCUCGCCAUAGCUGCUCCCAUCAGCCUGUCCACGAUCGCUCCACUGACCUCGCAGGAGGCGAGGAGGGCGCUGGGUAAACAAGCCGGACAACUGCUCUCUUGUUUCUCAACACUGUGGCCUCUGAGCAGGUUCAACAAGGACGGACUGGAAGCUCAGACAGAGAGCUGCUCACAAAUCUCUGCAGACUUUAAGGAGCUUCUGAAUGGGUCAACAAACAUGUGGAGGGAGAUCGCAGGCCUUUCAGCUGGAAAGUUUUCCUGGACCGGGCUCUCACUCCACUUGCCGCUCACAUCCAGUUCACAGUGCAACGCCCCUCUCAUGUGCCAAACGUCAUAAUGCCAAACCGGAGGUGUAGGGUGCUUAAGUGCCUCGCUCCACAGUGCCAGGUGCUUGCUUCCAUUUCUUUUGCCUUCCAUUCUAUCUUUAUCUUAUGCAAAAGUGAAGCAUUAUGAAAAUGGAUCAGGAUCUCACAGGGCUAAAAAAACAAAAAGCAUAACAAUGCAAAAAUGUCCUUUAGUGUAAAGACAGCACUUUAAGAUGAUCUAAACAUGAUAGGGCUUCAAUGGUGCACAGAGAACGUUUGUUGUCUCCACCAGGCAGAUGUCCCAGACCAAAGGCUCGCAAAGUUUUCUAAAACUAUGUAUGUAUUUAUGGAUUUGAGUGUGUGUCAUUUCUACGUUUCUGUUUGUUUCUACAUCAGAUCUUUUCUAAACGCUCCAUUGUCAAAGGAAAAUAAAUGUGCUGACGAAGCGACA
This is a messenger RNA of Oryzias latipes (Japanese medaka), 2014 nucleotides long. It is a transcript of the gene rnf144b, whose product is annotated as ring finger protein 144B. The record is from RefSeq and is a predicted model, not a curated record. Lineage: Eukaryota; Metazoa; Chordata; Actinopteri; Beloniformes; Adrianichthyidae. Gene Ontology annotation, molecular function: ubiquitin-protein transferase activity; zinc ion binding. Gene Ontology annotation, biological process: protein ubiquitination.